Molecule: messenger RNA, 2860 nt
Organism: Neodiprion fabricii
Lineage: Eukaryota; Metazoa; Arthropoda; Insecta; Hymenoptera; Diprionidae
Gene: Ptpmeg2
Product: tyrosine-protein phosphatase non-receptor type 9
Exons: 10
Coding region: 70-2100 (676 amino acids)
Biological process (GO): protein dephosphorylation
Molecular function (GO): protein tyrosine phosphatase activity
Source: RefSeq, a predicted model, not a curated record
GACGACGCGACGAGAGAAACUGUUGUGUGUGUGAGCUUUACAUUUCCCGGAUGAGGUGGUGAUAACGUUAUGGAAUAUCUGAAAUACCUUUACAUCGUACUUAUUAAAUGCAAAUUUCGCGUACAGCAAACUCUGCGGAAUGCUACCAAGGAGUUUAUAGAGGCUGUUAAUAAAUCUCGAGCCGGCCGUCGGGCCGGUCCCGUAUCCUGGGGAACAGCCGUCAAGUUCCUGGCGGCGCGGAAGUUCGAAGUCGCCCGAGCUUUGGCUCUCUACGAUCAGCAUGAGGCGACGAGGAGACGAGAAGGUCUCGCCCGUCUAAAUCCGACCCAGGAGCCUCUCCACAGCGAGCUUCGUACAGGGAAAUUCACCGUCCUGCCAACGAGAGACGGGACGGGGGCUGCCAUUGCGAUAUUCACCGCUCACCUUCAUCUUCCACAAAACACAACGCACCAGACCACCCUUCAAGGUGUCGUUUACCAAUUGGAUGCAGCCCUGGAAAGUGCGGAAACGCAGCGUCACGGGCUGGUAUUUAUUUACGACAUGUCGGACAGUAAAUAUCAAAAUUUCGACUACGACUUGUCGCAAAAAAUUCUCACCCUGCUUAAGGGAGGAUAUCCGGCUAAGCUGAAGAAGGUACUGAUAGUAACAGCGCCGCUCUGGUUCAAGGCGCCGUUUAAAAUCCUCCGACUCUUCGUCAGGGAAAAACUCCGGGAUCGUGUUUUCACGGUGUCGAUACCACAGCUGACGCUUCACAUACCCAGGGAAUCGCUUUCCCGCCGUCUGGGCGGCACCUUGGAGGUUCAGCAUGACGCGUGGCUACUUCACUGCCUUAAGUCAAUGACUAACCGGGGCGGGGGUGAACUCUGCGAGGUUGCCCCCGGCGUCGUCGCCCCGUUACCCCCGACGCUGAAGAUCCAGAAUCAGCAGCAGAACUCCAACGGCGGACCGAUCGGCAGUCCAACCAGUCCCCUUAACGAGAAGCUAAAGGCGAAGAAUGGCGUCGCGAACAACAGCGAAAUCGAGACCUCGAACGAGCACACGAACGGCGAUCACUGGCCCGGAAGCGACGAGGCGCCCUCGCCUGUUCAACCCCCGUCUUCGGCCAGUUCCGGUUUCAGCGACGACGACAGUCUCCACGGUGACCUUGCACUUCAGGCCGUCUCGAUGGAGCAGCUUAUCGAGGCUGUGCACACCAGGGGGAAAGUCGGACUCGUCUCCGAGUACAUGGAGAUCAGACAGAGACCGCCGGAUGGCUCCUUCAAUCAUGCAAAACUCAGAGCGAACCAGCCGAAGAACAGGUACACCGAUGUCUUGUGCUACGAUCACAGCAGAGUGAGUCUGUCGGAAGUGGAAAAUGAUCCAUCUUCGGAUUACAUAAACGCGAAUUUCGUCGACGGUUACAAACAGAAAAAUGCUUUCAUAAGCACCCAGGGUCCAUUACCAAAGACAUGCGGUGAUUUUUGGAGGAUGGUUUGGGAGCAGCAAAGCCUUGUCGUCGUUAUGACUACGAGAGUCGUCGAACGGGGGCGUACAAAAUGCGCCCAAUACUGGGGGCCCAAACCCGGGGACGAAGUUUCGGCUGGAGGAUACACAGUCACUACUCUCGAAGUUGAAACGAAUCCUGACUACACGAUAUCCAUGCUCCUCCUCACCAAUGACAAGACGGACGAAACCAGGGAAGUGUGUCAUAUGCUGUAUACAGCCUGGCCAGAUUACGGUGUACCACAAUCGGCGAAAGCCUUGCUACAGUUUUUAUCAUUAGUCAGACAACAACAGAGCAAACUUCUUGCUAGUCGAGGUGACACUUGGGCAGGCCAUCCUCGAGGACCUCCGAUAGUAGUUCAUUGCAGUGCGGGCAUUGGAAGGACAGGGACCUUUUGCACCCUGGACAUUUGUAUAUCGCGUCUCGAAGACACGGGGACAGUUGAUGUCCGGGGGACGGUCGAAAAAAUCCGAGCCCAAAGAGCGUACAGCAUCCAAAUGCCUGACCAGUACGUAUUUUGUCACAGAGCACUAGCGGAGUACGCGUUAUCUCGCGGUAUGCUGAGUCCACAGCACCUGGCAAUGCUGCCGUCGACCGUUGAAGAGGAUUCUGACUAAUCUAUAGCUAUUUAAUUGUAUUAUUGUGUAAGGCCCAACCUGUAACCAAACCCUUUCGUCCUGUUCCUCGACUCACAGGGUCUAACAAACAAUUCCGGAGGAAAACGUAUAUUUAGGUAACGCGUUACUGAGAGCUGACUGGAAAGUGCUGUUCCUGAUUAUCCAGUAUAGAAGUGUACAUUUUUCAACAAUUCUAGAUGCCAUCACGAAGUGAGUUUUUUUUACAUCAAUUUAAAGACCAUUUUAAAUGGUGAACAAUUUUUUCGCGGGUCAACGGGUAUCUGGGGUGUUCUUUUCGCUCUGUCCCUCUCUUAGUUUUUUCUUUCUCCUCUUCUUUUGCGUCAGCAUUUGUAUAUCCCACUACUUCCAGUACUCAAAAAUAACCAACAUAUAUUGGAGGUCUGUUCGUUGCUGCGAUACGGUCAAGCCAACUUUCGACAAAGAAAAAUUAUCCGUUUCGUUAUUCAUCUUGAGAUGAAAAUAUCCCGUAAUUUACAGUAAUUUUUCCAAUCGGCGUUUUAAACUCUAUCGUUGAUGAUAAUAGAGCUCGAAAUUGAUAUUAUGAAUAGAAAUGAUUCAUUUUCAUUUAUUGAUUGGAAAAUAAUUGCAAAAAUUAGAACCGUAAUCUUGAAAAAUGAGCGUAAUAGAAUUGAUGCCGAAUUUCAAAUAAAUUUUUAGGUUAUAGAGUAUUGCGACUGAUGGAGUAUAAUGGGGAUUUAGUAGAACAAUCAAUUGGACUGAGUGCAGAACAUUUUUAAAU